AACCAUGCAGGUGGAUCCUGUUCUUGUGCUCUUCUGUGUUUGGCUGGCGGGUGCAGCGGGGAGGAUAGCCCAGUCGAGGGGUCACAAGCUGGAGACCUACAAACAGAGCAGGUCACGAAGAGAGACCAGGAUGGAUGGGGGUGGAGGCCACAAAUCUGGAAGCCCAAUUUACAAACGAAGUCCAGACAUGACGAAAUCUCUGAUGACAAAAUCUGAGCAGCUCCUGAGAAUAGAUGACCACGACUUCACCAUGAGGCCGGCAUUCGGAGGUCCUCCAAUUCCUGUUGGAGUGGACGUUCAGGUAGAAAGUCUGGACACCAUCUCCGAAGUGGAUAUGGACUUUACCAUGACACUUUACCUGCGUCACUACUGGAAGGACGAGCGGCUGUCGUUCCCUAGCACCAACAACCAGAGCAUGACCUUCGACAGUCGCCUGGUGAAGAAGAUUUGGGUUCCUGACAUGUUCUUUGUCCACUCCAAGCGCUCCUUUAUCCACGACACCACAACCGAUAACGUCAUGCUGAGGGUUUACCCCGAUGGCAACGUCCUCUACAGUCUCAGAGUCACCGUCACUGCCAUGUGCAACAUGGACCUCAGCCGCUUCCCUCUGGACACCCAAACCUGCUCGUUGGAGAUCGAGAGCUAUGCAUACACAGAUGAUGACCUGAUGCUGUACUGGAAGAAAGGCAACGAAUCCCUGAACACGGACGACAGAAUAUCUCUGUCCCAGUUCCUCAUCCAGAAAUUUCACACCACCACCAAGCUGGCUUUCUACAGCAGCACAGGCUGGUACAAUCGUUUGUACAUCCACUUCACCCUGCGGCGCCACAUCUUCUUCUUCCUGCUGCAGACCUACUUCCCUGCUACUCUCAUGGUCAUGCUGUCAUGGGUGUCCUUCUGGAUUGACCGCAGGGCCGUCCCCGCCAGGGUGCCACUAGGCAUCACCACAGUGCUGACCAUGUCCACCAUCAUCACCGGGGUCAACGCCUCCAUGCCGCGGGUCUCCUACAUCAAGGCAGUGGACAUUUACCUCUGGGUCAGUUUUGUCUUUGUCUUCCUGUCGGUGAUAGAGUACGCGGCGGUCAACUACCUCUCCACCGUACAGGAGAGGAAAGAGAGAAAGCUGAGGGAGAGACUGCCGUGUACGUGCGGCAUUGGCAACCCAGACGAGAUGAUGAUUGACCCCCAGAUCACUGGCUACGGGUCAAUGGAUGUCAACACCACGGGGAAUUACGGGAUGCCAGAGAAUGGCGGCCGCCAGGAUCGAAUGUUGGCUCAGGUGUCACUGAAUGACCCGCAGAUCGCAAGCCAGGUGAAGCCAUCCAGAGGCUACGUGAACAUUUGGAUAGACACCCACGCCAUAGACAAGUACUCGAGGGUUGUGUUUCCUGGAGCGUACAUCCUCUUUAACAUCAUCUAUUGGUCCAUCUACUCGUAACCCGGGAUGCAGAAGUAGAUCCUCUUUGGGAGUUGUCCGUGAUGAAACUCCAGGAGUUUGGCUCCUUUGUGAAGGAGUGGGAAAAUAUUGGCAUUUGAUGCUUUUCAGGCAGAGAAACUGCACUUAAGAUGCAUGGGGACCAUUGACAGAUUGGUUACCAUUGCCUUCUCGACCCAGCCACUUAAAACUGAAUGAGCUACCGACAAGCAGGACAGUCGUCGUCACUGGUUUUGUCAUUCCAUCAAAUCUAUGUGGUUUCAUGUUGUAACUAUAGUGCUGUUGGUGGAAAGACGUUCUUGUUGUCGCCUGAGGACUUCACUGCACAGAGAGACGCACAAACACGGACCUGUGUAACUCACUGGAAAUGUGACCUGGAAACUGACAUUGCCAGCAUAUGGACAGACUCCUUCUGCUUUGCAUAUGAACUAAACGAGAAGAUUGCUCUCAUGUCUGUACAUUGAAUACGAAGCUACAGCCAGGGGAUGGUUAGCUUUGCCUAGCACAAACACUGUCAACAUGGGGCACUGUAAAUAGCUACCCUGCUCUGUCCCGACUUCAAAAACAACAAGUUAUAUCUCCUUUGUUUCAUCUGUACAAAAAUGGAUGUGUAGAAACAACAUUUUUCUAUUUAUAUAAAACCAUAUACUGAAUCACAUAUUUGUUUACAAUUACUUCAGGUAGAAAAUCCACGCGUCACGUACAUAAAAUUAAACGGCACCGAGGAGACGCUGCCUCAACUGGUUAUUUUAGUGCCUCAAUCAGUUUAGUAUAGUUUCUUAGGAUCCCCAUUAGCUAAUGCCCUGAUGGUAGCCAGUCUUCCUGGGGUCCAACACAUAAAUUGCACAAUUUAACAAAAAAUGUUGUACAUUAUAUACACAUUCAAACAUCACAUUACCAUAGAAAAAAAAAACGAAAAAAUCCCUCAUCAAAUGCUCGACACUUGUUAGACACUUUCAUAACUUACAUUAAUCUCAUUUACAGUUUGUUCAUACAGUUAAUUGCAAUAAAUACUCCUUUAAUGUUAUCUUGUAAGGUAAUGCAGGGAAAAUAGUCCAAGUAUAGCGUUGCUUGAACUUAUACUGAUAUUUUUAGGUGAGUAUUUAUAGGCAUGUAAAAUACAUUUUGUCCACAGCAGCACAGGCGGGCGGCUUUGGAUCAGGCCGUCCACUAAUUAGAAGAUCAGCUGUUGAUCCCUGGCUCCUCCAGUCCGCAUGUCGAAGUAUCCUUGAGCAAGAUAAUGAACCCUAAAUUGCUCCUUAUGGCUGUUCCAUCAGUGUGUGACUGUGUUCAAACUGUGUGCGAAUGGGUGAAUGUGACUCAUAGUGUAAAAGUGGUCGGAAGACUAGAAAGGCGCCAUACAAGUGCAGGUCCAUUUACAUUACUUAGCUUCCAUGCCGGUAGAUUUGGUUAAUCAAAGUUGCUAGCAAAACAGCACAAUACAUAAAAUAAGCACAGCAGACACAUCAGACCAUCGUGUUUACCUUCAUUCAUUCAUUUUCUGUAACCACUUAUCCUGCUGGGGGUUGCAGGGGGGGCUGGAGCCUAUCCCAG
Messenger RNA from Epinephelus lanceolatus (giant grouper), 2989 nucleotides. RefSeq names its product gamma-aminobutyric acid receptor subunit rho-1-like. Gene Ontology annotation, molecular function: transmembrane signaling receptor activity; extracellular ligand-gated monoatomic ion channel activity. Gene Ontology annotation, biological process: monoatomic ion transmembrane transport. NCBI's taxonomy places the organism in Eukaryota, Metazoa, Chordata, Actinopteri, Perciformes, Serranidae. The record is from RefSeq and is a predicted model, not a curated record. Gene Ontology annotation, cellular component: membrane.